UCCUGUAUUGUCUGCGACUGUCUGUCGCCAAACCCGCCCAAGUUCGAAAAAAAGAAACAUGUCGGGGAGAAGAGCACUUUGCAAAGAUUCAAACGUGACAUAUGAAGUCACCGUCAACGAUGGAGUUUAUGCUGACUCAACCAUCAUUAAGGACAUCUCUAAACAAGGGAAGUUCGUAGAAGACGAUGAUAGCGACCCACCGGUUGUCUUUUUCUGCGGUUGCAAGUUGCCUGUCGGUGACUCGUUGUCUUGGGCUGGGAGUGAGGACGAAAAUCAAAUACUCCUGAAACGUGUCAGUGACAAUGUUUUGGUUGGCGAAGAAACUCACUUCUCCGGUACCUGUAAGAAGGAUCUAGGCUGUCUGAAAGUCCACCUGACCUGUCGUGGCUGCAGCUCUCUGCUUGGCAUGGUCUACAUCUCUACACCCAGGAAACUGGACCACAUCAGGUCUCUGUUCUGCCUCAAUGUGACUGCCAUAGAGAGCUAUGUCCUGGGGUCUUCCAGUCAGCAGGUGGCAGCAGUGAGCCCCAAGCAGCAGCCGGUCACUCUGGAGUACAGACAGGCUGUAGAGCGACAACUGGAUGAGAUUAAGGCGGUGACUCUGUCUAUGGGGCAGAGGUUGUUGGUGCUGGAGGGUGACCAGCAGAGUAAAAGUCAGAUGUGAUGAUGCAUCUUGACAGUGAUGGACCACACUACGUCAUGGGGGGGGUGGGUGGUGAGGUCUCUCAUACACACAUCACUAAGUAACUCAACCCCCCCAUGACGCUUCACCCUCUACCCCUCCCUUUGUUAGUUCUGAUGGGGAACAAACAGCCACAACCUGUUUGUUCCACAAGGUUUUAACACCUCUAGCACAAUAAAUGGCGCCCUAUUCCCUAUAUAGUGCACUACUUUAGACCAGAGCCCUAUGGGACCCUAUUCCCUAUAUAGUGCACUACUUUAGACCAG
Molecule: messenger RNA, 948 nt
Organism: Oncorhynchus tshawytscha (Chinook salmon)
Lineage: Eukaryota; Metazoa; Chordata; Actinopteri; Salmoniformes; Salmonidae
Product: protein Mis18-alpha
Biological process (GO): chromosome segregation; CENP-A containing chromatin assembly
Cellular component (GO): chromosome, centromeric region; nucleus; chromatin
Source: RefSeq, a predicted model, not a curated record